GUUCAUUGGUCUUCCCUCUCCAAAGAUCGCACGUGUUUUAAACUCAGUGCUUCGAUGAAAAUUGUGCUUGUUCACUUUACACUUCUGAGAUUAUCUUUCGAUGGAAAAUGUCUGAUUCUCCUUCAUCCGUAAUCAAACCAACUAAAAGCAAUAGCAGGAAAUCUCACUCAGAUUUUAGCAUUCUAUCUCCAUUGUUGAAAGAACCUUUCAAAAAAGGUUGGAAACGUGAAGUUGUGUAUAGAGCCAUUGUUGGCAAUGAAAGGAGAACUUUGUGUGAUGUAUACUAUUACACACCAGAUGGGAAGAAGCUCAGAUCUGGACGAGAAGUUUCAGAUUAUUUGAACAAAACAAAGAGCUCUUUUACAACAGAAAAUUUCACAUUCUGCAAGGAACCUAUUGGUAUGGAUGUUAAACACGAAGUUUUGCGUUUUUCCAGGUCAAAAACAUGUCAAGAUGGAGAAGCAAACAAAAAGGCUUUACUCAGCAAUAAUGGAAUAAUACGGACCGGUCCCAAAAGAGUUUUACAGCGCAGUUACCAAAAAGAUGACGAUGAAGAAGCGUUAACAGGCAAAGAGACCACUUCGAAGUCUAGUGCCCCAGCAAUUGACGAUGAUAAAACCACCUCCAAGCGCCACUAUACCAGACUUCGAAACAUCCCCAAAACGUUGCAUUCAUCCGACAUAACCUUAACUCUGCAUAACUCAAACUCUAAAUCCGAUAGUGGCUAUACGUCUGGACAAAGUAAUGUUGAAGAAAGACUUAAAUCACCGACAGCCUUACCAAAACAGAUUUAUAAAACAAAAACAGAAUCUCCGGCGCAGCAGUCAUUGGUCCCGAUUCUGGAGUCGCCCGAAAUGCUGCGUGAACCACAAUCACACAAUUUACCUCUUAUUGCUCUCCUUCCAUGUGGAACGACCUUGGUCAUUUCAGAUUCGCAAACUCUAACGAUUAGUUCUACAAGCAUCAACUCAAGUACUACUCCAGUGAGAAGAAGUGAAACGCUUUUACCGAAAAUUUCGCUACCAGCUGUUACCGGCCUAUCCGAAUCAGUUGGUUUAUCAUCUGUAGCUUCACUGAGUCCCUAUGCAGCUACAUCCUUGAACACUACAACAUUCGAAAAUCGUGCAAAAUCAAUUCCAGGUAACACUCCGAUUCGCCGAAGUUUGUUACCGAAGACAGAUGGAUUCGCGAUUCCUCGUUUUCCACUAGCUUAUGAAGGCCAGGUAUCACUAGCCCCAUUUGGAACUGUAUAUCGUGAGCGGUCGUAUUGGAUUAGUAUGGGUCAAGCAUUAAUCGAAGAAGGAUUGCAGAGGGCUAUGCUUUCCCAUCCUUACCGAACAAGUGGCACGAUAGAGGAACAUCCUGUUCGUGCGACGCGGAAGAAAAGUGUUCCCAAAAGAUUUCAAGAUGUUAUAAGAUCUUCAUCACCAACACCUGUUGUCCGGUUGGCGUGUAAAGAUUAUUUUGCAUUUCGUAAACAACGUCGUCAACAACAACUCUUUGACCAACCUCCGGCCAUGGGAAGCAGUACUACAAACAAUUAAUCACCAGCAACUAGCAGCCAUGUUACAAAAAGCUCGACAAAGAAAAUCAAGCAUCAUCAAUUCAAGCUGAAACGGCGAUAGAAAAGCUUUCUAAUCUCUUGUGGCUAGUUCCUAAUCCAAACAUUCUGGAUGCUACUACCUAAGCCGCAUCUUUUACCCAGAUUCGCAAGACAGGAACCAUUCUGUGCUACUCCCAAUGCCUGUUCGUAAACGAAGUCAGCAAUCAUACUAUUAAAACAACAACUUGACGCAGCACAUUCUUCUGGCAAGGCAUUUGAAAAGCUACCGGUACACGCUCUGUAUCUAUCCCACAUUGUUUUCCAUUUUUAUCAUUGUGUAUCGACAAACAAAGUUAUUUUCAAUUUAGCCGUUUUUGAGACAUACUUCUGGACUAAUCUGCGUGCUUAUUUUUAUUUUAUUUCAUGUGUUUUUUUUUUUGUUUUGUUAUUUUUGUUUUGUGUGUGUGUGUGUUUUUUACACUACUUCAUUUUUUUGUACCUACGCUAUUCUUUUAACAAACUGAGGACGACAAAUAUCUAGAGAUAGAAGGGGAACAAUUUCCGUGUAUCACAGGACAAAGAUUCAUUUAAUCUAAUCAUGUCUGAUGUAUUGAAUAAUGUUUUUAGUCAAUUCGAUUUUGCUUGUUCUGAUGUAGGUAAAGGGGACAUUGAUGAGCAAAUAGGAAAAAGCAUGUCUUAAUUCGAAAUUGA
Daphnia carinata is the source of this 2254-nucleotide messenger RNA. RefSeq lists its product as uncharacterized. Bases 108 to 1544 code for a protein of 478 amino acids. Gene Ontology annotation, molecular function: DNA binding. The transcript is spliced from 7 exons. The record is from RefSeq and is a predicted model, not a curated record. NCBI's taxonomy places the organism in Eukaryota, Metazoa, Arthropoda, Branchiopoda, Diplostraca, Daphniidae.